AUGGGGGGAAAAGAGGCGUUUUUUCUCUCGGUGGGUCGGUGCCUCUUCGACCAGCGCUGGUUGACAGUGCGAGCCCGGUACCUCGGAAAAGGAGGGUUUUUAUGGGAUGUCCGGCAUUGGUGUAGGACAGGGAUCGAUGCCUCUCUCCGCGAUAAUCUUAUGGCCAGAGCCCUGUACGACAACGUCCCCGAGUGUGCAGAGGAGUUGGCCUUCCGCAAAGGAGACAUUUUGACAGUGAUAGAACAGAACACUGAAGGUCUGGAAGGAUGGUGGCUCUGCUCCCUGCACGGCCGGCAGGGCAUCGUUCCAGGCAACCGCGUCAAACUCCUGAUAGGUCCAGUGGUACAGGACAAUCCUCCCGGCCAGGAUAUAUCCAGUUCAGGAUUGAUGCCUCAGUCCUUCAACCAACAAAAGAUCUACCAAGUGCCAAGCUCACACGCCUCAGCACGGGAUCCUGUCUACCAAGUGCCUCCUUCCCAUGUGAAUCAGGGAAUUUACCAAAUACCCACUGGUCAUGGAGUUGUGGGACAAGAUAUUUACCAGGUGCCACCCUCCAUGCAGCGACCUAUUGAUGGCCCAGGUCUGACUAACAAGGUAAUAAUUCCAGUCAGGUCAGGACAAGGUUAUGUUUAUGAAUUCCCUUCCAAUUACCAGAAGGAUACCUACGACAUCCCCCCUGUUCGCCCGCUCCAAGGGAUAUAUGACAUCCCCCCCACAUCGGUUAAGGUUCCUGCACUUCCAGUUCCCAUGGGAGAAGCAAAAACUUUAGGAAUCUAUGACAUACCACCUGCCAAAGGCGUCUAUGCAACACCUCCAUCUGCAUGCCGAGAUGAUACAGGCCUGAGGGAAAAUUUGCAGGAGUUUUCAUCUUCAGUGGCACACAGUGUACACAGUGUAAGACCAGAAGGAGUAUAUGAUAUUCCUCCUCCCAUCACUAAAGCAACUGGGAAAGAACUCCAUAAAUUUUCUCCUGAGAGCCGUUUAUUGCCAGAUGGAGUGCCACAGAAACAGUGCGUUUAUGACAUCCCUCUGAACCAUCAAAACCAUUUUCUUGGACAGCAAAUUGCACCUCAAAAAGAUGUUUAUGAUACCCCAAGGGGAGUUUCAUUCCCAGGACAACAGACAGGACUCAGUGAAAGUCUCAUCUCAGAAGGGAGAGAAGGUGUAUAUGACGUGCCACCACCAGUCCUCCAAGACACUAAAGGCUUACAGGAUGUGACUGAUGGGAUAAACAGGUUGUCCUUCUCCAGCACAGGAAGCACAAGGAGUAACAUGUCCACGUCUUCAACAGCAUCAAAAGACUCUUUCUCAGCAGCCACUGCACAGGAGAAAAGACUAAUCCUUGAUCCAGACACUGCUAUAGAGAGGCUUUAUCACCUCCAGCAGACGGUGGAGACAGCUGUCAAUAACCUCAUGGCCUUCAUUACAGCAGACUGGCGGUCUUAUGGCUAUAUGGAGAAGCACAUCAAUGAAAUUCACACUGCUGUGGAUAAAGUAGAGCAGUCCCUGUUGGAGUACCUCCAGUUUGCAAAAGGAUCAGCAGCCAAUGCUUCCUGCCUGCCUGAGGUCAGCCUCCUGAACAAAAUGAGGAGAGAGGUGCAAAGGCUGGAGGACUCUCACCAAAUUCUUACCCAAACCAGUCACGACUUGAACAGCUACAACUGGUCUUUGAAUGUUCUAGCUGUCAACAGGCUGCAGAACAAAUGUGAUGACCUGGAUCGGUUUGUAAUGGUGGCAAGGACAGUCCCAGACGAUGCCAAGCAGCUGACCACCACCAUCAGUGUCAACGCAGAGGUGCUCUUCAAACCGGUGUCGAGCACCUCACGUUUCAAAACCUUACCAGAGAACAUCAUGAACGCUCCUGACUAUGUGUAUGACAAUCCUCAUAUGCAGUGUCACGGAGAGAAAGCACAGAACCACUGCAGUCCCCUUCCUCCCCUCCUAAGCAAAGCUCAGCCCCCCCACAAUGCCACCAGCGACAGCUCAGAGAAGAGCUGGAUGGAUGACUACGAUUACGUUCACCUGCAGGGGAAAGAAGAGUUUGAAAGGCAACAGAAGGAGCUGCUGGAAAAAGAAAAUAUCAUCAAACAGAGCAAACUGGAGCUGGAGCACCAUCAGAUCAAUCAGUUUCAACGUCUGGAGCAAGAAAUCACAAAGCCAGUGGAGAAUGACAUCUCAAAGUGGAAGCCAGCUCAAGCUCUCCAGACUGCCAACAGCACCGCCACCUCCCGUGACAGCCAGCUGCUCCUGUUCUACUCUGACCAAUGCGAGACUCACUUCAACUCCCUCCUAAACGCCAUCGAUGCCUUCUUCAGUUGCGUCAAUGCCUCCCAGCCCCCCCGAAUCUUCGUGGCUCACAGCAAAUUUGUCAUUCUGAGCGCUCACAAACUUGUGUUCAUUGGAGACAUGCUCACCAGGCAAGUGAUGACUCAGGACAUUCGCAACAAAGUGAUGAACUCCAGCAACCAGCUGUGCGAGCAGCUGAAGAGCAUCGUUCUGGCUACCAAGAUGGCUGCCUUGCAGUACCCCAACACUGCAGCCCUGCAGAAGAUGGUGGACCGAGUAACAGAGCUGUCUCACCAUGCACAGUUGUUCAAACUCUCGCUGGUCCAAAUGGCCUCCUUAUGA
Molecule: messenger RNA, 2628 nt
Organism: Indicator indicator
Lineage: Eukaryota; Metazoa; Chordata; Aves; Piciformes; Indicatoridae
Gene: NEDD9
Product: neural precursor cell expressed, developmentally down-regulated 9
Exons: 7
Coding region: 1-2628 (875 amino acids)
Biological process (GO): cell migration; cell surface receptor protein tyrosine kinase signaling pathway
Cellular component (GO): cytoplasm; plasma membrane
Molecular function (GO): protein binding
Source: RefSeq, a predicted model, not a curated record